UACAGGGAUUCAGAGAUGGUCAGAGGAGGAUCCAGAAGCCGAGGCAGAAACUUCGGGGGGGCAUUUGGAAGAGGAGGAAGGAAGAAUUGGAAGACUUCAACCUUGGCAACUACCCUUCGAGACCUUAUAAAGCAGGACAGCCAUGUAGAGCAUGCUCAGAAGAUGACACCUGUCAAAAUAAUCUCUGUAGAAAUCCAAAUCGUGAGAGAGAAAACAGCAAGCUGAAAAACCAAAGAUUAAGAAAAAUGAAAUUCAUAUUGUUCAAUGGACUUUGGAUAGCAUGGGAGCUCUCUGUCGGUUGUUCUACUUAUGAUCCAAUUUCCUUGCCGGAUAUAGAAGAUCAACAUUUUAUACAGGAUUGUGUGAACAAACACAAUUCUUUUCGAUCUAAGGUGAACCCCUCAGCCAGCAACAUGUACCACAUGACCUGGGAUCCCGCAUUGGCAAAGACAGCCAAAGCAUGGGCAAAAAAAUGCAUCUUUGAUCAUAAUAUCUAUCUAGAAACUCCAGGAAAGGUUCAUCCUAGCUUCAGCCCAAUUGGAGAAAAUAUUUGGACAGGCUCAUUCUCUCUCUUCUCUGUAGAAAGAGCCCUCCGUGAGUGGUACAAUGAAGUCAAUGACUACAACUUUGAGAGCAGAGUGUGUGCUAAAGUUUGUGGUCAUUAUACUCAGGUUGUUUGGGCAACAAGUUACAAAGUUGGCUGUGCAGCCCAGUUCUGCCGGAGAGUUGUGGGCUAUGAAAGCCUCUCCAAUGGAGCACACUUUGUCUGCAACUACGGACCAGCUGGGAAUUAUCCAGUGAAACCAUACAAAAAGGGAAGACCAUGCAGUGAAUGUAAUGGUGAAAAGUGUAUACAAAACCUAUGUGAGAAUCCGGAACGUGAUCGAUUGAUAGCUGUCUGUAUUUUAGGCUACCCCAAUUGGUCUCCAGACUGGGAUAUACCUAAUCAUGGAACAAAAUCCGCAACAAAGGCUCCUCCACGUCCCAUUCUUCCACAUCCUACCAAGCUUAUGCCACCACAGAAGCCCUCCCAUUUCGCUCCUUCAUACCCUACUGCUCCUGUUUCAUCACACUCAGCAUGUGACUCAUACUGUAUUGCUGUUUUAAUUUUAAGAAUAUUAUUUGUAUUAUUGACUAUUGUCAUUGUGGCUGUGUUAUCCAAUCAGUUUCCUCAAAUAUUUAUGUAUGAAUAAUCUCCCUUGGAUGUGGCUUCCAAAGAAUGUUUGAGUUUUAUUCAGAUGGUAAUUUUUUUAAAAAUAAGGUUUUUGUAAGCUUUUAGGCAUCAGUGUUUGACAUAAAAUAUUGCUAGCAUAACAACACUAUGUUCUAAAAACAUAAAAGCAGGAACCUUGCAUUUAAUCUUCCAAAUCUUUUGAUUGGCACUCUAACCUAGAGUACUGUUACUCCAGCUACUCCUGUACCAGAGCAAGCUAGUGAGAAACUGAGUCUCUAGUUGGCAUCUUGUGUGUCUUUGGGGUUUCACUCUUAGAAAUCCAUUCUUUUAAGGCAAUAUUCUUGUUCUGUGUUUCAAUAUUGCACAUGAUAUUUCUUUUCUCUCUACACCCUGUUUUUUGCCCACCUUCUACAUUCUGCAAAGUCCUACACAGUGCAAUGGCCUGAAUUGUUGAACCCAUGUAACAUCCUGUGCAUCUUGGUUUCCUGUGUGAAACUACACCCUUUACACUCAAUUUCAUACUUUUUAAAACCUUUCACAAGAGAUCAUAAGUUUAAGAUAUAAACUUUUGCCUUUACCAAUAUCAGAACUAUCACUGGCUGGAAACAUUGUUCACAGCACCCCAAAAUACUAAGAAUUAUUUCCUUGAAUUCAUAAUACUGUCAACACAAAUAGAGUCAGACAUAAUUUGAGGAGCCUGGCCUGUUUUGAUUAGUAUGCUAAAGAGCUUGACAUUACUGGCUUAAAAGAACAAAAACUCCAUUUUGGGAGACAGGCAGUAAGUAGUAGAGCAGUCAGAUCUAGUGAUUUUGUACAUUGCUGUCUGUUGCUUUAUUUCUAUCACCCUUAAGUAUUCAUAUAUACUCUAGAUGGAACCAAUCAGACUAUUCCAAGAGAGGUAAAUUAAAAAUUAUACUCUUCCUGGACUGAUUCAGCCCAUAAAAUGUUUAAUUCAACUUUUAUUAACAAUGGAGAAUGAAAAUCUCUUCAACUUCCUUGAUUGACUUUUCAGAAGCCACCUUCUUGUAAUCUUUGUGACUGCUAAGAUAUUUAAUGGUUCACAUCAAAAGGAGUAUCCAGUCUUUACAGUCCUUCCCUAUUAAAAGGGUGGGACUCUGUGAUGCGUCCUUCCCUGGCUCUCCCUGUCAGGUUCCUACCUGCUCGUGGUUACUGCCUGUCUCUAGGCACCACCAGGGACUCCACCAGUCCGGACCGCUCUCUCUUAUGAUUUCUCUCCCCGCUCUAGCACAGAUCUCAACAGAUCCCCCUGCUAGGCAACCACCAGUAACGUCCCAAUACUAGUAUUCCCAGAGACUCUGAAUACUGGUAUUGUUAUUCUCUUCACCGCUGCCACCAUUUGUUACAGUUCCCCUUCAGCCUUGGUCAUUACCUUACCCUCCCUUCUGGUCUGUGAAACCCCAGCCAAGGAUCAGGCCUUUGGUAAACCAAAUUAAGUAUUUAUUACAGAUAACAAAGCUAACAAGAUUAACAAGAUUUCUUCUUAAGGCACAUAAGCAUAUGGUUUUACUCAAUACUAAUCCGAACUCCACCUCCUUCCUGGUAAACAACUCUCUAAACCCCACCAAGCAAUCCACUCUUUCUCUUCUCCCCCCAGAUUCCACAAUUCACCACCUCACAUUCCCCCAGAUUUACCUGUCAUCCUUUCAUUUAUACUGUCAGCCAUUUUAAACAUUCAGCCAAUCAUCAAGCAUUCUAUUGCCCAUUCACUCCCCCUCCUCUUUCACUACUUACCAUGUAUACUCUAAACAACCAGCACUUACCAUAUAUACACUAAUAUAUAGGAACAUCACAGACUCCUUUCAUGGGAAAACCUUAUGUUCUGGGAUAAACUUUUUAACUGUUUGUUGUUCAAGAACAUAUACUUGAGCACAAAAAAGACUGUCUGUCUUCCUCAUAGGCAUUGGAUAUCACUUUGAAAAAUAGAUCCCUACUCUUAGAACUUUGUAAGCAACUAAUGCAAACAUGGAACUAAACCCUUUUAUUUCUUUUAUAUUGGAAUUACAAUUGAUCUGCUUUUCUAAAAAUAAGCCUAUUUUUAAUCAGUUGCAUUAAUUCUGAUUCAAAGCUUUUGCCCCAUCUACAUACUAAAUACACUGUUGUGGUAUAUUUUACUGCUAAACAUACAUUUGCAAUUUUUGUGUGUGUAAGAAACAAAGGGAACUCCAAAUGUCCAGACAGCAUGUGAUUACUACCUUUCUUGUACCCUAGCGGCCUCGAAGCUUCGGGUAAAGUAUCUAGCCAACAAGCAGCUGGCCUGACAGCUGCUGUUAUGUACAUGUUUUAAUCCCUGCUUUUGGUGGGUAAUGAUAGCGCGUUUUGUAUUUAUAAAUUUGUAUAAAUUAUAUGCUUAUUUAAAUUGCCUUCUGUACCGGCAUCUCCUGCUAAGGCCUAUGGCCAGGCAGUAAACAAUAGACUGAAAAACUAAACCUUUCUUGUAAAUAUAUAAAAAGGGAUGGAAAGAUCUGCCAAUUUCGGUUUUCUCAGUUUCUCAUUUUUCCAAUCUUAAAUUCAGUUCUCCAUAUUUCUGCAGCAAUUUGCACUUUAGCCCUAAUGAAAAUUCUUCAGCAUUUUAGGGCAGAUUUCUCCUAAUAAACACAUAUUUGUAGGAAGUUUUGACUAAUGUACACAUUUUUGCAAGCCCUUUCUUGACAUCUAAUGCAUUUUUGCAUGUUCUUUCCAUUCAAAUAUUCAUUUUUAUGCACACCUUCCCCUAAUAUAUGCAUUUUUGGAAACACUGUUUGGUUGGCGAAAAACAAAAUUCAAGUAAGUGCAAAUAUCGAAAGAUGGCUGUGUUUUGUUUCUCCUAUUGUUUCGGAAAGGGCAAUUUGAUAAAUUUGGCUUGAAAUGCAAACAAUAGAAAUUCUCACCCACCCCUAAGAUAUACAUAAACAUGGUCUGAGGGUUCUAUGCUGGCAUAUUGGUUGAUACCUCUGUUCCUAUACUUCAUGAUUCUUAAAUACUAAUAAAUGUAAACCAAUUUCCCCAAAAAAUUAACAGUGAUGCCCCACUGAAUGCUGUAGGAUUUAGCAGAGCUUGGAAAAGUUACUUUUUUGAACUACAGCUCCCAUCAGCCUAAUCCAGUGGCCAUGUUGCCUAGGGCUGAUGGGAGUUGUAGUUCAAAAAAGUUACUUUUCCAAGCUCUGGGAUUUAGGACAGACAAAAGAAAGUACUUCUUCACACAGUGCAUAAGCUAUGGAAUUUGCUCCUGCAGGAGGCAGUGAUCACCACCGCCUUGUAUGGCUUUAAAAGAGGAUUAGACAAAUUAAUGGAGAAUAAUGCUAUCAAAUUAAUUAAUGGAGGAUAAAGCUCUGCCUUCAUGGUGAGAGGCAGUGUGCUUCUGAACACCAGGAAACUGCAGGAGGGGGAGUCGUCUUGUGCUCAGGUCUUGCUUGUCCCAUAGACUUCUGGUUAGCCACUGUGAGAAGAGGCUGCUGGGCUAGAUGGGCCAUUGGCCUGAUCCAGCAAGCUGUUCUUAUGUUCACUAAAUAGUGCUGAGAAAAGGCACUUAAAUUGUAUUAAUAGUAGGGCUGUGUACUGGACUGUAUAAAUUACAAGCCAAACUGUGCCAGUUUGGUCUGAUUUGUAUCCUGUCCAGAUCAGGCUGAAGCAGCUACAAAUUUCUACAGAGUGGAUUUGCUAGGCUUGAAUUGAUUGGUAAAGAUCUGUAGCUCAGAACAGUCUCUAAUGAACCCAGACAGUGUGGCUCUGAAAUGGAACAAUUACAACACCAUUUAAGGAGAAAACCAGGGUGGGAAGAGAAAGAGGAAGGCUAGAAUGUUAUCACCCCACCCAGCACUUUCCAAACACAGUGCUUGGAAGGGGUGAAGUCUUAGAAAAGAUUCCUGCAUUUUAUCUUAGAAAUGUUUGGUGGGCGUUGGGUAGCAUUUGUUCAGCUUGUGUAUAUUUGCUCUUCUUUCCCAGUCAAUUCCAGUCCAGUCCUUAUUUACAUAUUUUUAAAAAAGAAAUUGUGGCCUGUGUUAUUUUUUAUUUUAUUCUCAUUGCUAAAAAUUAUUAUUAAACCUUGCUAAGAACCGUUAUUAAACCUUGUGGGCAUAUUUAGCCACAGCUUUCUGAAUUCAGUGUUUUUGUUAUUUUCCAGUUGCUACUCUCAGACAAUAAGAAGCAGUCAGCUUGUGGAGUUACACAUCGUUGUUGUUGUUGUUGUUGUUGUUACUAGCCAGCCAAACCUUAUAGGCAUACUACCUAGCAUUCUGAGUUAAGAAUUAUUAUUUCCAGUUGCUAACCACUGUGAAUAUUAAUAUUAAACAGUAUUUUUAUUUUUCCCUCACUUCUGCUGUUGGCAAUCUGUCCCCUACAUGAGAGGGUCUUUAAAAAAAAGUCCUUGGAAAAAGCAAAUUUUAAAGAGGGCUAGCAUGAAAACUGCUGGAAUUAUCCACCUGAAAUUUGGCAGGGUUAAUUUUCUUUAUAGGAGUCACCAGGUAGCCAAAUUUCAUGACCCAGUGUGAAAAACAAAACCAGUCUGCUUUAAUUUUGAAACAUUUUGAAGUUUAAAGGUGGCUGGCAUGAAAACGUUUGGAAUUAUCAACCUGCAACUUGGCAGUUUUAAUCCUCUAUAGAGCAUCUACCAUAUCUCCAAGCCUCAUAUCACCAGGUCAAAAAACAAGAAAGUUAUGACUGUUUUGCUUUUGCAAUGUAAGUCGGGGAUUUCUGGAUUUAUAAUAUCUGCAUUGUGAUCCUGAUUGGGUCCGAAGCUGUCCAGACCGGAUGGAGCCUGAUCUGUAGUUACAAAUCAGAGUGACAAAUUGGAUUGGGGGCCCAUAGUCUAGCAGAGUUGCUAUCAAGCAAAGAUGUGCAAUCCCACAUUAAUGAAGCAUUUCUUAUUGAAAUCCAUAUCCCAUUUAAAUCAAGAAGACUACAAAUCUAACAACAUUGUAAAUCUAUUGAUGUUGCUUAACUUUCAUUCUGUCACUGAUAUAUGUAACUCCAAUUCUACCAGCAAGGGGAAUAGCAUGGUUAGAGUAUCACCCCACUGAAAACACAAUAUCUGCUUUAUCCAUACGUUAAUGUCAAAACUGCACCGCACUAGUACAUCUGGCAUUCUCACAUUAGUGUACAAAACUGGAAGAACAAUGAAGAGACCUUUAAAUUAUUGCACUUCAUACACUUGGGAUUCUGGACUAAGUACAGACCAGCAGAGGUAUGUUGAUAAUGUGAACUAUUAUUACU
This is a messenger RNA of Rhineura floridana, 6382 nucleotides long. Its product is annotated as glioma pathogenesis-related protein 1-like. The transcript is spliced from 9 exons. Lineage: Eukaryota; Metazoa; Chordata; Lepidosauria; Squamata; Rhineuridae. The record is from RefSeq and is a predicted model, not a curated record. Bases 246 to 1193 code for a protein of 315 amino acids. Gene Ontology annotation, cellular component: extracellular region.